GGCACCUUUCACGGGGAAACCAUAAGAACCACUUGCAGCCGGUGAAUCACACCGCGUGCCUUCCUUCAAGAGCAGGUCACUUCCACCUUUGAAUUUGAAUUUGCGCAGACAGCCAACUCAACCCAUCAACAUUCAUCGACGCAUCUUCUAACGUCGAGACUGCGAAUACAGACAUCAAUAUGGCGGAGAACGACGAGCGCGCCCUCCAGAGGGUAUCUCUCCAGAGCAACGAUGGUCAAAUCAUCACCGUCGAUCGCGUUGUUGCCGAGCGAUCCCUCCUCAUCAAGAACUUGAUUGAGGAUUUGGGCGACGAGGCCGUUAUGAACGAGGCCAUUCCUCUACCAAACGUCAACGAGCCUGUCCUCCGCAAGGUUGUCGAGUGGUGCGAGCACCACCGCAAGGACCCGCCCCAGACCACUGAGGACGAGAACGACAGCCGCAAGAAGAGCACGGAGAUCGAUGAGUGGGACCAGAAGUUUAUGCAGGUCGACCAGGAGAUGCUCUUUGAGAUCAUUCUUGCUGCCAACUACAUGGACAUCAAGCCCCUUCUUGAUGUUGGUUGCAAGACGGUUGCCAACAUGAUCAAGGGCAAGUCCCCUGACGAGAUUCGGAAGACGUUCAACAUUACGAACGAUUUCACCCCCGAGGAGGAGGAGCAGAUCCGUCGCGAGAACGAGUGGGCGGAGGAUCGUUAACCGAUCAAGACCAGUUUCCCCGUCCAGUCACUUUGCAACGCCGGGACCCCCGUCUGCCAAAGACAGAGGUCGCCCCUGUGCUUCGUCUACCGGGACUUGCACACGUCAGUCGAGUCUGACGGAUAUGCGGAGAUCUGUUAUGUUGGAGAUGGAUACCAAAGAUAUCUCGUGUUACCGACAGCAUCUCAACGCGAACGUGAUACGGUUUGGGCAUUCUUGGGAGGGCCACAAAUGAAGCUCUUCCACUCAGUACGUUCGGUCGUGCUUUUGCGUUGGCAGGCGUUUA
Messenger RNA from Neurospora tetraspora, 981 nucleotides. Its product is annotated as Skp1 family, dimerization domain-containing protein. Gene Ontology annotation, molecular function: cullin family protein binding. Lineage: Eukaryota; Fungi; Ascomycota; Sordariomycetes; Sordariales; Sordariaceae. The transcript is spliced from 4 exons. Gene Ontology annotation, biological process: SCF-dependent proteasomal ubiquitin-dependent protein catabolic process; mitotic cell cycle. The record is from RefSeq and is a predicted model, not a curated record. The coding region runs from base 180 to 695 and encodes 171 amino acids. Gene Ontology annotation, cellular component: cytoplasm; nucleus.